Plasmodium malariae is the source of this 2106-nucleotide messenger RNA. RefSeq names its product STP1 protein. Bases 1 to 2106 code for a protein of 701 amino acids. The record is from RefSeq and is a predicted model, not a curated record. NCBI's taxonomy places the organism in Eukaryota, Apicomplexa, Aconoidasida, Haemosporida, Plasmodiidae. The transcript is spliced from 5 exons.
AUGUUAUAUAAUUUUAUUGUUAGUUCAGAUAGUUAUUUAGAAUUACCUAUAGGUUUGCAUGGAUUUGGUUCUUCGUCAGUGCAAUAUAUUUUAAAUCCCAAAUUUACAAGCAUAGGAAAACAUAUUAAAAAAAUAACUUCUUCCUUAAGAGUUGAGAAAAAUAAAAGAAAAUUUAGAAAAAAUUGCUUAGAUCUGGCUGAUUAUAUAAUUGAGAGAAGCCACGCACCCGCACAUAUUGAUCAACCUAAAUGGGACUUAGCACUAAAGAAUUGGUAUCAAAUUCAAUAUAAAGAUCUAACUAGACAUGGGGAAUGCCCUAUGAUUAUAGAGAAGAAUGAGAGAAAUCUUUUAGAAUUAAGUUAUGAAGUAAAAGAUUUUCAUGAAAAAAAAAAUAGAGAGCUCAAUCGACUAAAAUCCUUCCUUACAGAAAAUAAUACAUAUAGUUGUAAUAAUGAUCCAGCUUGUAUGAAAAUACUUAAAGAAUAUAAUAUCUGGAUUAAUGAUAGGAAAAAAUAUUUUGAGGGAAAAAGAGAGCUCAUUCAAAAAAAUUCCUCAUCUGAACAAAGGAAAUUGAAAUUUUCAAUACCAAUUAAUAACUUGCUGAAUCCUGAAAUAUAUAGUGAACUUUCUGAAACUUUACCUUCAGUUUCAGUUCCAUUUGAAGAAGAAGAUGGAAAAGAGAUAAGAGGAGAAGGAAAAGGAGAAGACAUAUCCUUAGGAGUAAGAGGAAAUGCGUCUGAAAAUCAAAGUACACUACAAGAAGAAGCUUCAACUUCAGGACCAUCAUUACUUGAAACAUCUGAAACUAUAAGUACAGGAAAAUUACCUGGAUCAGCUGUAGAUUCCCCAAUUCCAGAAUCUGAAAAAUCAAAGUUUCCUAAAAAUUCAGAACAACCUACUUCAAUGACUGAAUCUGAUCCUGUAGAACAACGUCCAAUAACUCGUGGAUUAGGAGAAAGUACUGGUCAUAUAACUACUAUACCAUCUGAUGAAGCAUUAAAACCUGAUUCAAGUUCUGUUUUUAUUAUACCCUCUAAAAGACCAGAUACAGAAGGAAAUCAAUAUAACGCCCACAUAUCGUAUAUUUUAACAAGCUUUCUAGUUAUUAUAGUAUUUUCCUUUUUUAUUAAAUAUGUUUUAAUAGGUAUGUUUAAAAAAAAGAAAAAGAUAAAAAGAAGAGAAGUUAAAUUUCUGAGAAUAUUAGUACCUUCCUAUUAUAACAGAAGUAAAUUUUUAAGACAUAAUCAUUUGGAACACCCAAUAAAUGAAGACGAAGAAAUCAUUAAAAAAAUAAAAAUACAAGAACAUAAUAUGAACAAAAAUGAAAAUGUAUUAUACGGAAAAAAGGACAGAUCCAUAACUAUUAUAGAAGUACAUAUGGAAAUACUGGAAGAAUGCAAAAAUAAAGAAUGGGAAUAUAACAAAGGAGAAUUUUUAGCAAUAUGCCAAGAAGUAUUAACAAAAAAAGAAAAUAGAACCUACACUAACUUAAAAGAUGAUGAAGUAGUAAUGGAUAAUAUUAAAAGUACCAAUGAAAUUGAAAAACAAAAAAAAAGAAAAAAAGAUAUAUGGAGACGUUGGGUAUCAAGGAAGGGUACUAUUGUAGAAAAAUAUUUGGAAGAGGACUUGUUUGAAAAAUUGAGAGAGGAAAUAUAUAAUAUGAUAGAUACAUAUGAAAAUGAAGGAAGAAAGGAUGAUAUAUUAUUUAUGAAUAAAGAAGAAUUGGAAAACAAAGAAAAUUAUGAAGUAUUAUAUAAAUACUUUAAAACAAAAUUAUUAGAAAAACUGUGUAUACUAGUAUUUAUGAUGGUAUUAGAGGAAUGUAAAAAUGAGGAGUAUAUAGAAAAUAUGGAAUCACAUUUCGAUAAUUCUAUAAAUGAAUGUAUAACAGGAAAAAACUUAGAUAUUAAACCAGAAAUUGAGGAAAAUUUAACUGAUAUUAACGGAGAUGUUUUAGGGAAUAUAAAAAAUAAUAAAAAUUAUACUUAUGAGGGAGAAGACUGUUUCAAAGAAGAAUUGAAAGAAUGGAUAAGAGAAAAUGAUGCAUACAUAAAUUCCUUAGAUAGUGAUAAUAACAUAGACGAAUGUUAUCAAGUGGUAGAAUAA